CCACUGCUGUCGGUGUCCGACCGGGUCCACUACUUCUGGCUGCUGGUACACUGGUCAACGCUCUGCUGUUGGCGCAUGUUGCAUAUCGAGGAAGGAGAAGGAUAGCACGAGAAGGGAGAGAGGGCUAGAUUAUCGCCUACUGAAGCCUGACUGGGGGAGACGAUGACUGAAAAAAUGGAUCCCCGUGAAUUCGAGAAGAAGACGCAGGACGAGCUGGACGAUAUCCUCAACAGCGCGCUGGACGAUCUGGAGGACGAUGAGGACUUCGCCACGGCGGGGACAGACGACCGGAUGCAGGGGGUGGGGGACGCCCAGGGCAUCAAGGCCAUGGAGGACGACGAAGAAGACCGAGCGGCCAAAAACCUGCAGACUCUCAUGGACGACUUUUCCAACCCUGAGAUAGCCGAGUCUCUGGAGAAGGCGUUCCGGCACCUGGGGGGGCACGCGGAGGGGAAGGAUCUCCUGGGGGAGAGCCUGCGGGCGGCAAAGGCGGCUGAAAAGGAGGAUGCGGAGAAAAAAGCGAAGGACGCCGGGAAGACCGAUCCAUUUGACAGCAUACGACAGGGAGCACCGGAUAGACCAGACGACAACCGACCACCUGCUGCUGCUAGUGCUGCUGCACCAGCAUCAGGAGGGGCAGGGGUAGCGGCGGGCGAGUACGGGUUUGGAGAGGGGGAGGGGAGCACGGAUAUGGACCGGACGAUUUUUCGGACGCUGGAAAUGCUGUCGAAGGUGGGUUGGCCGGGGGGGGGGGGG
Messenger RNA from Ectocarpus sp. CCAP 1310/34, 756 nucleotides. The record is from the annotation of a GenBank genome assembly. NCBI's taxonomy places the organism in Eukaryota, Phaeophyceae, Ectocarpales, Ectocarpaceae.